AUGCACGAGAUCAACGUUUGGGCUGCGCUUCUGCUCGCCGUGCUGGCGACUGCCAGGGCCCUCCCUUCUCUCGAUGGCGACAGAACGGCUCCUUUCCGGAGUAGGAAGGAGGCCAUCGACCUGUUUCACCCCAGCUUAUCCGCAACGCAAGCAACGUCAUUCCGCAACCACAAGCGACAGACCUUGGGGUCGAUCCCACUCAGUGGCUUCGUCCCUUCCAGUGGUGGGACAUCCGCAAACGGCCAGCCAUACAAUGAGAAGAAGAACGCUGGACUGAUUCCUGACAUUGCUUCCGCAGAGGAGAACUCCAACGGUCUCCCGGUUUACCCGUCCACCGUAGACGUUUUCACCAUUUGCAGCUGGACCUAUACGAAGUGCAAUGAGGGUGACAUCUGGCUCACUCCCAACGACACGACCGCCAUCACGUUUGAUGAUGGUCCAACGGCAUACUUGGCCGACCUGGCAGAGUUUCUCUCGAACGAGACCCAGCCGGCGACGCACUUCCUGAUUGGUUCGGCGAUUAUCAAUGCGCCUGAAGCCUCGGCGUCCAUACAUUUAGCCACAGCCUACAAAGCACCCAAGUCGGACCUCGCAAUCGUCGGCGAGCUCGGCUGGACGAUGCAGCUGAUCUAUGAGUGGACGGGUAAGGUGCCGAUGUACUGGCGCGCGCCGCAAGGCGACGUCGACGACCGGGUGCGAGCGAUCACACGGGAAGUCGAGACGGGCUUGGAGAGCUACAGCAACGUCACGUACGCCAGUGUCGUUGAGGCGUACAAGUCUUGGACGGGUGCAGCGCUUGGCAAUACUUCCAUCGUGGGUACCAACAAGCUCAUGCACGAGUUGACCGAUCAAAGCAUGGCGGCUUUCAAGGAGUAUUAUGCUUACUUGCAAGGGACAGAUUACAAAGCAGGCUCGGUCGCGUCCAUCAUCGACGCGCCGUGGUACCAAAAUCAGAUGACUCCAGACGACCCUACCGAAGCAGCGAGCAGCAUCAUUCCGACACGCGAAGCGAUGAACACUGCCGAUGGGGGCUUACACAGCGUAGGCUCUGCGAAAGGGACCGCGCUCGGCCCUUUCGCCACGCUUGAUAGGACCACUACGGUCGACUCAUCCUCUACACAGGUUGACUCCAGUGCGGAUGGCAGUGGCAGUACCGGUGACGAGCGGCUGAGCGGCAGCGGCGCAAUACUUGCGAGGCCGUGCCAGCAGCUUUCGCCGUCGGUGUCCUGGUCGCGUCGACCUUGA
Tilletiaria anomala UBC 951 is the source of this 1245-nucleotide messenger RNA. RefSeq names its product carbohydrate esterase family 4 protein. NCBI's taxonomy places the organism in Eukaryota, Fungi, Basidiomycota, Exobasidiomycetes, Georgefischeriales, Tilletiariaceae. The transcript has 6 exons. Gene Ontology annotation, biological process: carbohydrate metabolic process. Gene Ontology annotation, molecular function: chitin deacetylase activity. The record is from RefSeq and is a predicted model, not a curated record. The coding region runs from base 1 to 1245 and encodes 414 amino acids. Gene Ontology annotation, cellular component: membrane.